AUGGGGGAUCCCAUCAUGUUCAAUGAUGCUGCAGGGGCAGAAACCCCGCUGGAGGCAGAGCUCUGCUUUGAAGAGGCGCUGCCCGUGCUCGCCUGCACUUCUAUGGUCGUGCAAACAGACCCGGCCCGCUCACCGCUCCUGGCGUGUGUCUCAGAUCUGCUCCAGGAAGAUGAUGAUUCUGGUAGUGAUUAUGGCAGUCGUGACAAACCAGGGUCUGCUUUAGGAAGGACUGUGCCAGAUGGGAAUGUGCUUUUUCCCGAUAUUUUUCGCACUGAUCAGCUUUUGUUUUACGAGCGAUUUAAAGCUUACCAGGAUUAUAUCUUGGCUGACUGCAAAGCUUCUGAGGUGAAAGAAUUCACAGCUGAAUACCUGGAGAAGGUCCUUGAACCACAUGGAUGGCAGGCAGUCUGGCGCACUAAUGUGUUUGAGGCCCUUGUUGAGGUUGUUGAUGUGGAGUACACGGCUCUGAAAGCAGUUGUGAAACUCAGUGAGCCUUUCCUGUGUGAGUCACGGGAUAGCACCUUUACCUUGGAGUGUGUGCAGGAAAUCCUGGAGCUGAAGGAGCAUAAGAUACCACUGCAGGCACUGUGGGUUGUGUAUGAUGAGUCAGGAGAGUUUGACCAGACAGCACUAGCUGUAGAGCAUGUCAGGUUCUUCUACCAGUGCAUCUGGAGGACCUGGGAUGAGGAGGAGGAGGAUGAUUUUGACUACUUUGUGCGAUGUGUUGAGCCUCGACUGAGAUUGCAUUAUGACAUCCUUGAGCACCGUGUGCCUUCUGGACUUGUAGCCGAUUACCAGAACUUGUUGUCUCAAUGUGAAGAGCUUUACAGGACAUUUUUAGAUGUGAGGAACAGCAUAUCAAGCAGUGGUUCAGAUUCAGAAAUAGAAAAUGUCUCUAUGGUGGAAGGACUAAAAUUGUAUGAGAAAAUGGAACAUUUAAAACAAAAGCUGAAACUAAUUGAGAACCCUCUGCUGAGGUAUGUGUUUGGUUACCAAAAAUACAGUGGUCUCCAAGCUAAAGGACUGAGACCAACAGGUACCAAGAUCACUCAUGUUGUGUCCUCAACCAUGAUGUCAGGUCUGCUGCAGUCACUGAUAAGGGACAAACUUUGCCCUGAAUCUUGUGGUGAAGAACUAGAAAUACAGUUUCACAAUGAUCCACUGGCAGCUGUAAAUGCUUGUUAUGAAGGAGACACAGUCAUCAUCUGUCCUGGUCAUUAUGUUGUAGAUGGUGUCUUCUGCAUUGCUGAUUCAGUUGAACUAGAAGGCUAUGGUCUGCCAGAUGAUAUAGUGAUAGAAAAACGAGGGGAAGGAGACAACUUUGUUGACUGUACAGGAGCCAAUGUCAGGAUCUCCAGUUUGAAGUUAGUGCAACAUGAUGCUGUGGAGGGAAUUUUAAAUGUCCAUUAUGGGAAAACCACCCUGGAGAAUUGUGUGUUACAGUGUGAAACUACAGGCAUAACAGUCCGAAUAUCAGCUGAGCUAGUAAUGAAAAAUUCAGAUCUUUAUGGUGCUAAGGGUGCUGGUGUGGAAAUAUAUCCUGGCAGUACGUGCACCCUGUUAGGCAAUGGCAUACACCACUGCAAGGAGGGAAUACUUAUAAAGAACUUCUUAGAUGAACAUUAUGACAUCCCCAAGAUAACCAUGGUUAAUAAUAUGAUCCAUAAUAAUGAAGGAUAUGGUGUGGUCCUGGUUAGACCAACAGUGACCUCUGAUCUAAAGGAUGCUUCAGCAGAGAGAACAAAAGGGAAUACACAGCCUGCCCAGUCAAGUGGUGGGACAGCCGGUGUUGAAGGCUUCAGGCAAGAAGACCUACCUGAAUGUGUAACUGAUGAGUUGGAGCUUUAUGCGCAUGGUGUGAUUUGUGAACAAACUGAUGGCAAUUGCGAAAUUGCAGAUGAACUUGGGGCUAUAUCUGCAAAGAAGAGCCAGAUGCACAAGAAAAGACUGAGUGAACUGGGAAUCAUGGAAGCUGAUGACAACUUAAUGUCACAGGAAAUGUUUGUUCGUAUUGUGGGCAAUCAGUUUAAAUGGAAUGGGAAAGGAAGUUUUGGUACCUUUCUUUUCUGA
Chaetura pelagica (chimney swift) is the source of this 2070-nucleotide messenger RNA. It is a transcript of the gene SHCBP1, whose product is annotated as SHC SH2-domain binding protein 1. The transcript is spliced from 15 exons. The record is from RefSeq and is a predicted model, not a curated record. Bases 1 to 2070 code for a protein of 689 amino acids. Gene Ontology annotation, biological process: fibroblast growth factor receptor signaling pathway. NCBI's taxonomy places the organism in Eukaryota, Metazoa, Chordata, Aves, Apodiformes, Apodidae.